Rhizophagus irregularis DAOM 181602=DAOM 197198 is the source of this 758-nucleotide messenger RNA. The record is from RefSeq and is a predicted model, not a curated record. Lineage: Eukaryota; Fungi; Glomeromycota; Glomeromycetes; Glomerales; Glomeraceae.
UAAUGGGAAAAUCAAAGUUAAACAAAUACAUAAAUUUUAUUAGGAAAUUUCUUGUAAUUUUUAAUAUAAUCGUCACGUCAUGUCAGAUGUCAACAUAAUCGCACAGAUUUUUCUUACUUGUUACGUGAAAUUAAGUACAAAGUUGAUAAAGAUAGAAAAAUUUUACUCUUUUCUACAGUAAAAAAAAAUCUACACGCGGUGCAUCUCAAAAUCUGAUAUAACGAUACUGUAUGUUAGGAUCCAUAUUAUAUAAUUACGGAUAAUAUCACAACAUAGACGGCCAAGCCAUUUAAUUUUUCACGGCUUAGCCAAAUGGGUGACUGAUACAUCCCCAUGAAAAAAAAAAUGUCCAAAAGAAUGCUUAAAAAAAUAAAAAAAAUAAUGCUUUUGAAACUAUAAAAAAAAAAUUUUCAAUUUUUCUAAUACAGAAAAUGCCCAGAUGUAACUGUAUCACAUUCAUAGGAUUUUGUGAUAUUUAUAAUACCUUUUCUUCAUUAUAUUUACUUGACGAGAGGAUCAUUCUUUCUGUAUUUAGAAAAUACUUGGAAACGGAAUGGGACAUCAUUUUCGAUUAUGAUAAGCAGGGCCGUGAUACUUGUUUAAUACAUACUGAUAUGUUUUUCUGACGAAUUAAAAAAGAGGUAUUAAUAAAAUAUAUCAUAAUAUUAUAAAAUUUUAAUAGUCAGAGUGAAAAAAUCAGAAACAAUAUUGAAAUUUCAUGAAAGUGAAGAACGAUCCUCACAAUUUCAAGUUGCGAA